Topomyia yanbarensis is the source of this 432-nucleotide messenger RNA. RefSeq lists its product as uncharacterized. Lineage: Eukaryota; Metazoa; Arthropoda; Insecta; Diptera; Culicidae. The transcript has a single exon. Bases 1 to 432 code for a protein of 143 amino acids. The record is from RefSeq and is a predicted model, not a curated record.
AUGGUUUUGAUAAAUAAUCGAAAGGUAGUGCAGCAGGCAAGAUUUUCGGUCGGAGAGUGUAUCAUCAACUCAAAGUGGGAAGUUAGACUUCUGGGAGUAAUAAUAGACAACCAGUUAAGCUUUAAUAACCACAUCGACCAUGCACGCGGAAGGGCCGUAAAAGUGAUCUCGGUACUGUCUCACAAUUUAGCGAUCAGCAGCAAUAAAAAGCAACUACUGGCGAGUGUUUCCACAUCGGUGCACAGAUACGCAGGACCUGCUUCGGUGGCGGCACUGCAGACGAAGAGGAACAAAUGUCGGCUGAACAGCACGUUCAGGCUGAUGGCCGUGCGGGUGUCUAGCGCUUAUCGAACUAUCUCGUCACAGGCAGCGUUCGUGAUAGCUGGAACGAUUCCCAUAAACCUUCUACUCGAAGAAGAUAGCGAGUGUUAA